AUGUUUUUGAGUAAUUCCGCUUCCCGCACAUUCCCCAUUUUCUUGCAUAUCCGCUCACCCUUUAGGCGUUUGGCUUCAACAAAGUCUCUCAAAGAGACCAUCGAAGAGGUCAUACCUGUGAAGCAAGCACAUUUGAAGAAACUCAAAACAGAGUACUCUGAUGUCUCUAUUGGUGAUGUAAAGGUUGGGAAUGUCAUAGGAGGUAUGCGAGGCUUAAGAGCGAUGCUAUGGGACUCGUCUGUCCUAGAUCCUGAAGAGGGCAUUCGCUUCCAUGGACUAUCAAUCCCCGAUGUACAAAGGGCACUUCCCGCAGCGCCUGGUGGCAAAGAAAUCAUAGCCGAAAGUAUGCUCUGGUUGUUGCUCACAGGGCAGGUCCCAUCUGCGGAACAGACUCGGGAGCUGUCUCGAGAACUAGCACAGAAGGGAAACUUGCCACCAUCCGUUGCGAGCCUUAUUGAUUCAUUGCCCAAAACGUUGCAUCCGAUGACGCAGUUAGGCAUCGGCGUCGCUGCUUUGAACCAUGACAGCUCCUUCCAAGCAGCGUACGAGAAGGGCAUCAAGAAAUCUGAAUACUGGAGAUAUACUUUGGAUGAUUCUAUCAACCUUGUUGCUCGCCUCCCUGCACUCGCCGCCCGCAUUUAUCGUAACGUUUACAAACCUGGGGCCACUUUACCUGAGAUUGACCCGGAGUUAGACCUUGUUGGCAACUACUCUAAGAUGCUGGGCUACGGCGAUAAUCACGACUUGACUGAAUACCUUCGACUGUAUAUCUCUAUUCAUGGGGAUCACGAGGGAGGAAAUGCAUCGGCUCAUACAGCUCAUCUCGUGGGUUCAACGCUUUCAGACCCUUAUUUGUCCUAUGCUGCAGCAUUGUUUGCACUUGCUGGUCCUCUCCAUGGCUUGGCGAACCAAGAAGUCCUUCGUUGGCAACUCUCCAUGUUGAGAGAAGUCGGGGAGGAAGUAUCUCAUGACACCAUUCGGGAAUAUCUCUGGAAAACUCUCAAAUCAGGACAAGUUGUUCCUGGCUACGGACAUGGUGUUUUGCGAAACCCUGAUCCAAGAUUCAUUGCGCUGCAAGAAUUCUGCGAAUCCAAGCCCGAGCUUCUCAAUAGUCCAAUCAUUCAACUGGUAAAAAAGACUUAUGAGGUCGCUCCCGAUGUUUUGAAAGAACAUGGCAAAACUAAGAACCCAUAUCCCAAUGUCGAUGCAGCGUCCGGCUGUGUCUUGUACCACUAUGGUCUGACUGAAUUUAAGUAUUACACUGUGAUCUUCGGUGUUUCUCGAGCAUUGGGUUGUGUCACUCAGCUUGUGUGGGCAAGAGCUCUGGGGCUGCCUCUUGAACGUCCAAAAUCAUACUCACUAGAAGCUAUUGAACAACUAGCAAAAAGUGGUAGUCCUUGA
Messenger RNA from Lentinula edodes (shiitake mushroom), 1401 nucleotides. Its product is annotated as citrate synthase. Gene Ontology annotation, cellular component: mitochondrial matrix. The coding region runs from base 1 to 1401 and encodes 466 amino acids. The transcript is spliced from 16 exons. The record is from RefSeq and is a predicted model, not a curated record. Lineage: Eukaryota; Fungi; Basidiomycota; Agaricomycetes; Agaricales; Omphalotaceae. Gene Ontology annotation, biological process: tricarboxylic acid cycle; citrate metabolic process; carbohydrate metabolic process.